GUAAAGUCGCUCGCAACUUCCGGUUCACGACGACUUUAAGCCAAGCUCCCAGACAAUUAAUUUAUUCGAGGUACAAAAAUAGCUCGGUGACAAUUGUUUCCACACAGUCACAUGGGGUGUAUUUUAAAAGGUGAACCAAAGACGAGGGACAUUUUGUACACCGAGCCUGUGUUUCGAUAUAUCUCUCUGAUUAUUAAAAUCAGGCGACUAUAAUCAUGAGCAAUUCUUUGAUGCAUUUGCUUUUAUUACCAACACGGCUGAGUUUAUGGAUUCUCUCUUUGGUAUAUUACAUUCUUGUGUAUGGCACAGCUUGGAUCACUGCUUGUUUGGUUUUGAUCCGAAUUGCCUGGACUGGAUUUAGGGAUCCAUACAGAACUUUUCAAUGGACCGUCCGAAAGAAACCCCCAGACUGCCUCCAAGACCCUGCACUUGGCCACCAUGCAUAUCUGAAGGGCAGGAGCUCAGGCUUGAGGCUCCAUUAUGUAACUAAAGGAGACCACAGAAAGCCCCUAAUGCUGUUUCUUCAUGGAUUCCCAGAGAACUGGUACUCUUGGCGUUACCAAUUACAUGAAUUCAGUCGCCAUUACCACACGGUGGCGCUAGAUCUGCGUGGCUGUGGAGAUUCAGAUGCACCCGUCCAGCUGGAGGAAUACUCACUGCAGACACUCUUAUAUGACAUCAGAGACACCAUCGAUGAAUUGGGUCACACGAGUUGUAUAUUGGUGGGCCAUGACUGGGGUGGGAUGCUGGCAUGGCAUUUUGCUCUGGAGCGGCCAGACAUGGUGCAACUUCUCAUCGUCAUGAACGCCCCUCAUCCUGCCUCAUGGCUGGAUGCUGUUUUGAGAAGACCUUCUCAGCUGUUGCGCUCAGGACAUGCAUGUUUCUUUCAGUUACCACUGCUGCCCGAAAUAGUUUUGUCUCUUGAAGAUUUUAAGUUGGUUCGAAGUCUAUUUUGUGGCAAGAAUCUGGGCAUCAAGAACAAAGACAGAAGACUGACUGAGUCCCAGCUGGAGGGUUACCUGUACCGGCUGUCCCAGCCCGGAGGUCUCACAGCCCCUCUGAACUACUUCCGCUCUCUCCUCAGUAACACUCUGUACAAGCAUCAGGAGGUUGGUGUGCCCUGCAUGUUAAUUUGGGGUGAGGCAGACAAUGUACUAGUAGAGGGCAUGUCCGGUGGAACAAGGCCUUAUGUAAGAGGUCCAGUCGUCAUUCACACUAUUCCCGAAUGCAGCCACUGGGUUCAGCAGGAUCAACCUGAGAUAGUCAACAAACUCAUAUGGGACUUUGUUCUGGAUAAAGACAUCAUAAAACACAAUCAUUGAUUGCCUCUGGUUCAUUUGGUGUAAAGAUUUUUUUUUUAGAUACUGGCUCCAGCAAGGUUUCAGAUUUUCUCUGAAAAAAAUAACUACUUGCCUUUAGUCUGAUUUGUCUUAUGUUAAUUAAAAACAAGCAAAAAUAAAACCUGAUUGGAUUAAGAUCUGUUCAGUACACUGUUUCACAAAGGUGAGGGAGAACAUUUAUCUUGUACAAUUUGUUAUCUCAGUAAAUAUUUGAAACUAUUGUUCUAAAGGUUUAAUUAUAAAUUCAACUUAUACAUAUUUGUUCCUUGAUAAUACUUUUAUGAGAUCUUCAGUUCAAGACUCUUUGACAAAUAAUAUAUCAUACCUGCACUAUAAGGUCUUUCCUGCAAGCUGUUUAACUGAAAAUCCAACAUAAUUAUCAAAAAUGUGUAGCCUGUCACUUAUUACAAUCUGUUUAAUUUAGUGUGAUAAAAUUCUGUAUAACUACAUCAAAAUGCCUGAUAUGUUUGUUCCAUUUUUUGGGGGUUUUGCAUUCCUGUGAGUAUUGGAUGGCUUUUAACUGCUUAAUGUGUUGAAUUAUCCCAGCAUUAGUGACAACAAUAAACAAAUUCUCAUAGAGAAAAGCCCAGAUUCUUGAGGAUGAUGCAAACUGAACUUAUGAUUAUGAUACGUCACAGUUAAAAGUAGAAACCUUUGUUACACAAUGCAGUUAGCAUUCUUUCGAGACCCUUUUAGUCUGUCAUGGGUAACAUUUAUUUCUAUUAAUAGCUCAAACUUCAAGUCUAUUUCACACAUAAAAUAUUACUUUGGAAGACAUUGAAUAUAGUUCAUGGGUCAUACAGACUACUUUUGUAAUAGUUUUAUGGUACUUAUAUGAUAUUUAAUGGUUUUAUUAUGAUUUUGGAGCCAGACAGUCUGAGCAGGACAUUCUGCUUAAUUUAUGUUUUUGUUUUAUAUUGUUUUGUGUAAAAUAAAUAAAUAAAUAAAUAAAUUCUAAAUGAAAAUAAA
Molecule: messenger RNA, 2309 nt
Organism: Megalobrama amblycephala (Wuchang bream)
Lineage: Eukaryota; Metazoa; Chordata; Actinopteri; Cypriniformes; Xenocyprididae
Product: epoxide hydrolase 4
Exons: 7
Coding region: 216-1322 (368 amino acids)
Molecular function (GO): hydrolase activity
Source: RefSeq, a predicted model, not a curated record